Molecule: messenger RNA, 1338 nt
Organism: Culex quinquefasciatus (southern house mosquito)
Lineage: Eukaryota; Metazoa; Arthropoda; Insecta; Diptera; Culicidae
Exons: 4
Coding region: 87-1280 (397 amino acids)
Biological process (GO): sensory perception of smell; detection of chemical stimulus involved in sensory perception of smell
Cellular component (GO): plasma membrane
Molecular function (GO): odorant binding; olfactory receptor activity
Source: RefSeq, a predicted model, not a curated record
UGUACGACAACAAAUCAAAUAGAACUACAUUAAAUAGCUCGCAAGCAACGAUUCCGGACUAGUUCUUCGCAUUCAAUUACAGCAGAAUGUUCACCACUCAAAACAGUCACCGACUUCCGUCGGAACUCGAAGUGAUGCCGUUCAUCCUGCGGCUGAUGGAGUUUAUCGGUCUUUGGGGACCGCCGGGUCAGAUUGUUCGAUUCCUGGCGGCGUUCGGCUGGGGAACGAUGAUCAUUCUGUUCCCGAAGGCCGUGCUCGGAAUUGGGAGCGACCGGUUCGAUGCGAUCGCUAAGGGAAUCGCAGAGUUUAUCUUCGAGGGAAGUUUAUUCGUAGCGACGGCGAUUUUUGCUUCGAAAAGGAUCGCAUUUGAGCGGUUGAUUGACGGAUUGAAGGAGAUUUUUCAAAGGGCUACGAAUGGUCCGCACUCGAACGACUGUUACGACCUGCUACUUCGUCAAAAUUUAUCCAUCAAUAAGUUCGUCAAAGGAUACACGAUCUACUGCUGCUUCGGUCCGUUUGUUUUCUGCGUUCCGUCACUUGCGGCAAGUCACUUUCGGUAUUGGACGCACUCCGGGAAUCAAUCGGAACCGCUGAUCUUCGAACUACCCAUGGAACAAGAAUUCUACGGUCUGCAAAUCCGUACAAACUUCUUGCACUACCACAUUUUCGUACUUCUCUCGCUGUUUGCGUACUUCGUUUGUGCCUAUUUCCUGCUGGUCAAAGUGUCCGUCCACUUCAUCAUGAUCCAGUACAGUUCGUCUACUUACCGCUUGGUUGCGCUUCGGAUCCGCAAGAUGACAGAAUCAAAAGAAGUGACGCAAUCCGAGCUGGUGGACAUCGUCGAGCUACACCGCUUGGCCUACCGCUGCUCCACCCUUGUCGAGCAGAUUUGCCACCUUCCGCUGGCGCUGGAGUUCCUAACCUGCAUCCUGUUUUGGUGUCUCACCAUGUUCUACGUUUCAAACAACAUUGAUUUCAACCUGGUGAACGUGAUGGUGCUGUUUUGGCUGUCACUGCUGGAAACGUUUGGCUAUUCGUACCUGGGAUCGAAGCUAACGGAGCAGGCCGACGAGGUUGGCGCGGCCAUCUACGAUCUACCGUGGUUCGAGCACUCGGUUGAGUUGCAGCGGUACUAUCGGCUGAUGUUGCAACGCGUCCAGCGGCCUACUGGGAUUACGGGGGCUAAGUUUUUUGUCGUGCAGUUGGCAACAUUCGGCAGUGUGGUGCAAAUGUCUUACUCGUACUAUUUGGUGCUGAAGGAAGCGUUGACUAUGAUAUAAUGAUUCUUGUUAUUUGCAUUUUAAAUAUGUUCCUGAAUAAAAAUCAACUAAUCACUAA